AGGUGCAUGAAACACAGAGAACCGAUCUGGGGUCUAUUCUUUUUGGAGCAAAGAUUAACAUCAUAGACACUAGCUAUUGGAAAAUUGCUUUUGAUUCAGUAUAAAUGAUGCUAGUAAUCGGCAGUUCGAUUUUUUUGCCGCGAUGUUAGACCGGCUAUAGUCUUCUAGCAGGUGUGCAAGUUGUGUAUCUAAGUCGUUUGGUUAAAUGCCUCAAUGAGAUAAGUUAUGUUAUCUUACUGUCGUAUGAUUAUUUUUUCCAUAGUUGACUCUUUCAUGCUUAAAUUAUUCAAUUUCUUAGAAAACUAUGCCAUGCCGUUUUAGUAAUGAACAAUUAAAGAUCUGACUUUUUGUGCUACAUAUGUGCCGUGUGGAUCCUUUUUUUAUUGCUGUGAAAUGGAUGUCAUUGUGCGGUGCACAAAUGGAUUUUGGAUGUAACUUGAAUUCGAACCCAAAUGCGUUAUGCAUUGUGCGCAUGAACAGUGAAGCUUGUCCCUAAUAGUUUUAGAAAGUGCGGAAUAACGCAAGGGCUAAGGCUGAGGUAUCGACACCACAGCAACUGUAAUACUCCGUAAUAUAUAGUAACAUGAUUCCGUAGUCAACUUUAAAGGAAAUUUACGCAUUCAACCGAUCUCUAUGAUUGUAUGAAGUAAAGCACGUAUUUGGGAUGCAAUUCUUUUUCUGUGUGUGAUUGAGUUAAACAAAGAUACUAGCAAUUGAUUCAUUGCCUUAUAUUCAGGAAAAUGAUCUUAGGUCGCAAUGGGUCUCAUCUGCAUGCAUGCUUGGAUUUUGGAAUUCAAGCAGGCGACGGGUUGGGGUGUUAGAACUGUGCUAGCAUUGGCGCAUUGUAUUUGUGUAGCAGUCGUUUGAUUAAAUGCUCCAGUGAGAUGAGAUGAUGCUGAAAGGAACCAGAUAAGCGACAGUUCGGCGAGAUUGUGGCUGGAGCGGCUUAAAGAUGCUGCUUAUGAUGCUGAUGGUGUAUUGGAUGAGUUCUCAUAUGAAGUCUUGCGGAGAACUGAAAUGACUGGAAAGAGGGUUAAGGUGUGGAAUCUCGUUUCUUCUUCCAACCCACUUACAUUUCGUUUAAAAAUGGCUCGAAAAAUCAAGGAUAUUAAUCAAAUUAUUGACGAAAUAUGUAAGGAAAAGGAUAUCUUUCAGUUGCAAAUGAUUUGCUGUAAUUCUAUUGCUGAUCGACAUCGUGAACGAAAAUACCGAGAAACUGUAGCCUUUGUAGAAGAUUCAGAAAUUUUUGGAAGGAAAUCUGAUAAGUCAAACAUAGUUGAGUUGUUGAUCAACUCUUCGGCAUCAAAUAACCAAGUCGAGAAAAUUUCUGUCAUACCUAUUGUGGGUAUGGGGGGACUUGGCAAGACUUCGCUCACGCAAUUGGUUUUCAAAGACGAUGUAAUAGUGAAACACUUUGAACCAAGAGUAUGGGUCUGUGUAUCGGAUCAUUUUAAUUUCAGUGAGCUUCGAGGAGGUAUUGUGGAGUCCAUUACCAGAACCAAGUGUGAUUCAUCCCUUACUUUGGAUACAUUGGUAAACAUGGUUCAAGAGCAUCUAACUGGCAAAAAAUAUUUGCUAGUGCUAGACGACUUGUGGAAUGAGAAUGCUGAGGAAUGGCUUACAUUUAAGAGGUGGUUGGUAGUUGGUGCUCAGGGAAGUAAGAUUUUAGUCACUACUCGUGUAAACCAAGUAGCAUCUGUUGUUCGUGGGGCAAUUUGUCCUUACAAAUUACAGCAGCUAUCUGUGGAUGAAUGCUGGUAUAUAGUCAAAAAGGAAGCUUUUGCCCCUGGUGGAGCUGCGGAAACUCCAGAACUGGAGGAAAUAGGAAAGGAGAUAGCAAGAAAAUGCCGUGGUUUGCCACUUGCAGCAAGAACUAUUGGAAGUCUGUUGCACUCGAAAGAAGAUGUUAAGGAUUGGUUAUCCAUAAUGAAAAAUGAGAUUUGGGAUAUCCCAGAAACUAACAGCAAAAUCAUCCAAAUACUGAAAUUAAGUUAUGAUAAUUUGCCUGCACAUUUGAAGCAGUGUUUCUCUUAUUGCUCAGUAUUUCCGAAGGAUUGGAAGAUUGAAAAAGAAACUCUUAUUAGGUUAUGGAUAGCAGAAGGGUUCCUGCAAUCAUCGGAUGAACAAAAGGAAAAAUCAACGGAAGAUAUUGGGAAUGACUAUUUCAACAUUUUAUUGUCAUAUUCAUUCUUCCAAGAUGUUGAGAAGGAUGAAUUCGGUGAUAUCCAGACGUGCAAGAUGCAUGAUCUUAUUCAUGAUCUUGCACAGAUUGUUGUUGGGAAACAUGGAUACUCGUCUUUGAAGGCUCAUGAGAUGGAACAUAUUUCUAACAUUCACCGUUUAGCAUAUGUUGCUGAUGCAGGAUCUUUAGAAGCAUUUUGUGAUGCCCUGAGUAAUGGAAAGAAAUUGCGCACAGUUGUUACGAUAAACGGGCCAGGUACAUAUUUGAAUCCUCAGAGUUUCUUCAUUGGUGCUAAGAAUUUGCGCGUAUUAGACAUGAGUGCGUUCCGGGGCAUGACAGUACCAACUUCUUCGAUGUCUAAUUUGAGACAUUUACGGUAUCUAAAUCUUUCUUACUGCGAGAUUAGCCAUUCUUUGAAUGAUAUCUGUAGUCUUUAUAAUUUACAGACGUUGGUAUUAUGUAGUAGCAAGUUUCAAGAGCUUCCUAGAAACUUUGGGUCUUUGAAAAAUAUGAGGCAUCUUAAUCUCUCGUGUACUAUGAUUACAACAUUACCUGAAUCCGUCACUAGGUUCUGUAACUUGAGGACACUGAACCUCUCUCAGUGCACUGAAUUUCAGAUGUUCCCUGGCGGUAUCGGAGCUUGGAAGCAUUUAAGGUUGCUUGAUGUCUCAGGUGCGGGGAUCACACAAUUACCUGAUUGCAUUACAAGUUUCAAAAAUUUGAGGAAAUUGGAAUUUAAGCUGUGCAAAAAUUUGGACGUAUUACCUAACAAUAUUGGGGACUUGAAACUUCUGAGAUGCCUUGAUCUUGAAGAUACUGGUAUUGAAGUAUUACCCGACUCAUGCCUCAACAGCCUCAGCAAUUUGGAGACAGUCAGAUUUGGAAGAUGUAAGCUUCCCAAAGAUAUUUCUAACUGGCGGAAGUUGAAACAUUUUGUACAUGACAGGGAUGAAGAUGAGAUGCCAAAAGGUAUAGAACGGCUAAAUUGCCUUGAAACAUUAAAGUAUGUAGCUGGGGAGGUCACUGAACCAGGGAAUGAGGCUCUUGUGGAUUUGAAUGGUCUAAAUUUGCUUCAAGAAUUAGCAAUUUGGAAUCUCCACAAUUUGAGAGAUCGAAAGGAUGCUGAGAGUGCAAACUUAACCGGGAAACAAAACCUUCACCUCCUAUGGCUAGACUGGGGUGGUAGGCUGUUUAGAGACUUUGGCGAGCAAGAUGCAGAUGGUGUGGUGAUGGAAGCUUUACAACCUCCUGUUCAUUUGAAGAAUUUGUUUGUCACUGAAUUUAUGGGUUCAAAGUUCCCAUCAUGGAUGGGAGUUUCAUCUUGCCUACCCAACUUGGUGAGGUUGCAGCUAGUGCUCUGCAGAAAAGUUAAGCAGCUACCAGCACUCGGGCAGCUCCCAUUUCUUAGGAUUCUUAGAAUAUGCAAUUCUGAUACUAUCAAAUGUCUAGGUAAUGAGUUUUAUGAAGAAGAAACUGAUACCUGUAAGAAGCCUGUUGCAUUCCCUUCGUUAAUUGAUCUACAGCUUUGGGUUAUGUCAGACUUAGAAGAAUCGGUUGCUCCUCCACCACAAGAUGUUUCGAGUUUUCCCAACUCCUUCCCUUGCCUUGAGUUUAUGGUCAUCCAUGGGUGCUGUAAGCUGACAGCCACGCCGACUAUGUUUCCAAAUAUAAAGAAAUUGCACUUGCAUGAUAUCAAUGGGAAUGCAGUCAGUUCAAUAUUGAGUAACCUGACCUCUCUUGUUGAGCUCAGUAUAACAGAGGUUCCAGAGCUCAUCUUUCUCCAAAAAGGUAUAUUUCGGAACAAUCAUCGUCUUGAAAGCUUAUCAGUUAGACGCUGCACUGAUUUUCGAGGUUUUAGCUCCGUUGAGAACGAGAAAGAACCAGUCUCUAAUUCUCACCUACUAGAAUUGGAGUUCAUUGAUUGCCCAGCUCUGACAGUUUUUCCAGAUAUUCGUGGCUGCACAUCUCUCCAGAAAAUCACUAUCAAAGGUUGCAAGGAGUUGAAGUUCAGAUAUGACCCGCGGACAUGCCUGUCCUCCGUUGCUAAGCUGGACAUUGAUAAUGAUAUUUGAUUCAUGAGGCCGAAUUAUUAUCCUGGCUUCAUCCAAGAAGAUAAGUUGAUAUUCAUUUUGGAAAUUUGCUGGUUUCAUUUGCUUGUAUAGUUCAUAGGGCCGCAGCCUUGAAAUUGAUUAUGUUUGCAAGUCGACUGUAACUGUACUUUGGCAAUCCAACGCUUACAGUAUAGGCCGCGCUCUCUUUUAUUGUACUAUGUAAUGUUUGCCUAUUCAUGUGCUUUUGUAUGCGAAGAAAAAAAUGAAUUGUUGACAGUGGGAUUUGAACCCACGCC
Molecule: messenger RNA, 4529 nt
Organism: Papaver somniferum (opium poppy)
Lineage: Eukaryota; Viridiplantae; Streptophyta; Magnoliopsida; Ranunculales; Papaveraceae
Product: putative disease resistance protein RGA4
Exons: 2
Coding region: 1018-4254 (1078 amino acids)
Biological process (GO): defense response to other organism
Molecular function (GO): ADP binding; protein binding
Source: RefSeq, a predicted model, not a curated record